UGAAAAAGCAUGUGUAUUUUCAUGGAGUAAUACUUUUCUAUAUUUAAUUCUGAAUGGUUUGUAGAAACGCCGUUGGGACUACGCAGGUCACGUGACCGGGCAAACCUGAAUUCGUUCUUCUUAAUCAGCACGAGCUGCUUUUUGGAGGCUGUUUGUUGUGUCCUGCUACAAUGGCAGAGUCUCGGAGAGUUCCGCUGACCACUUUGAGUCCCGAUGUUCAGUUUUCUACCAACAAGCCGGCUCCAGGCCUAAAGAUCUCCCCGGGUGUUUUGCAGGAAAACGAACCCCGUUCAGAGGAGCCCCCUGGCAGCAGCAACGUCCGACUGGUUCUCACCUUAAUUGAGCCCGACAAGCUGAGCUUUCCGGAGUUUAACUACCGUCAACUUGUUGAAAACGAGAGAAGAUCAGAACAAGAGGAGAGAGAUGUUUCUGCCAUUGCAGGAAGAUUGAAGGACAAAUAUGGUAGAAAGCACAAGACGACCGACCGUAUUCAGGACUUGAUUGAUAUCGGAUAUGGUUAUGACGAUGACGAUUCUUUCAUUGACAACUCGGAAGCUUACGAUGAGUUUGUGCCAUCCUCCAUCACGACCGAGUUUGGUGGAUUCUACGUGAACUCUGGUAAAUUGCAGUUCCGCCAAGCCUCUGAAACCGAGACUGACGACUGCUCAACAGAAGAGGGAACAUUUGAGCCCAAGAAGAAACCCGUCUGUGAACAAGAUCAAAUGGAGAAGUAUUGCAAAACAAGUAGAGUGGUGAAAGGUCCUAAAGAUCUGAAGUUAAGCUCUUUGUCUAAAACUGGGCUGAAUGAGAGGAAGAUGAAGAAGAAAAAGACUAUCAAGACUCUGAGUGUCACCAACAUGUUGAAGAAGUUUCAGAGGGAGAAGGAACGGCAGAAGAGGAAAGCCAGUCAGCUGGCAGCAGAUAUGAACACUACCACAGACCCUCUGUUCCCUGCAGAUGCAGCUGGAGGCGGCAGCUCUGGUCUGACCGACCCUAUCCUCAGUUUAAUCGGCUCCACCAAUGAUCAUGCUCUUAUCCAAGCAGCCAGCACCGUGGAUUUCGAUAUUGAUUUAGACUCUUUAUUAGAAGCCAGUGAGGGGAACUUGUCUCCAAAAUCACUUCCUCAAACUUUGACCGACGCACAGCUGAUCCAAACCAGGACAGACGAUCAGACUCGGCUGAACCUUUUGCCUGAUGCUGAAUCCCGAGUUUUUAAUCCGAAGAGCACCUCUCUGCUGAAACCUCAUCCAGAGCAACAGCUGCUGCCUGAACUUGGUUUACCACCGUCUGAAUGUCUCCUCAUGCCAGACGGACUUCCCCCAGCGCUGGAGGAGAGCAUCAGAAAGCUCAUGGUGGCUGCAAAGACAUCAGAGGGAGAGUCAAAACUCAAGUUCUUCAGCCCAGAUAUCAACUCAAUCCUCUUGGACAUUGAACUGCUGUGUCAGGAGCUGAGUGGCCAGCUCCGCUCCAAGGUCUACAGAUACCUGGCAUUGUUUCUGCCCUGCAGCAAGGAAACUCUUCUCAAGCGUGUGAAGAAACUGUUGGCCACACAUGAGGAGGAACCUGCAUGUGUAGAAGAUUCCCUGCAGAAACUGAAGGAAGCCAUUGAAAGAUCAAUGCCAGAGCAGAUGGCGUGCUUCCAGGAAAACUGUCAAGCUUAUGAGCAACUCAAAAUGUCAAAGUCCACAGAAGAGGAAACUGUGGAGGAGAAAAUUUUGAGAAGAGGUCCAACCAAGUUGUUCAGAUGGAAUCAGGAAAUCAGGGAGUGCUUGGGUCACGUGCUGAAGGAGAAAAUGGAGAGCUGUAGGAAAGAAGGCAGGAAUGACCAAGGCAUUGAAGACUACCUUAAAACCCUGCUGCACAAUGAAGUGAAACCACUCUGGCCAAAGGGAUGGGUUCAGUUUAGGACGCUGAUGAGGGAGAGCAGGAAGUUGUUGGGCCUUGUUCCUUCAUUGCAAGGAAACAAGACCAAGCUUUUGAAGAAGCAGUACUCUACUGGUGGUGCUUGUAGGUCUUCAGAUGGCUGCACUGAUCAUCAAAGAGCACCAGAACGGUCUGAAACUUCCCCAGGAGCAGAUGUCUUCAUGAUGGAUUCAACCGUCUCCAGUUGUGUUGAUAAGGACGGAGCCCUGGGUAUACUUGCUGAGCAAGCGCUGGUUCAUGAAUGCCCCCCAACCCUUAACCACGACGUAGCAGCGCCUGUGGGAAUGCACUGGAACACGAGCUGUCUCUCCUCCUCGCUCCAGCCCAGUCCGUUCUCCUGUGGGUAACUUUGAUGCCGAAAUUAACACCUUAAACACUGAGGUACAGCUAAUGUUUCUGUGUUCAUGUUGAGUCAGUCGGUUUUGUUUUAAGCUCCAGCGUGGGACCUGAUGCACCAAGAUGGUGUCUAAAAAUCAAAAACUGAAAAUAAUUUGUAUAUUGUGAGACAUUAAGCUAGAUGAGUCGUAGUGGAUAAAGCUCAUAACGCCAAGGUUUAAAUGUUUUAUACAUCUGAAAACUAAAGUCUGCCACUCUUACUUUGAGUUGAAGGUCUUUAUAUCCGACCCUGGAUGAACGAAGGGGUUGGGCGGACUUCAGAGCUGAGAAGACCCUGAACUACACUUGGUCUUGAUCUCCAUGCAUGUGUCCUAGGUCUCAGCAGCACUCUGGGCAUUACUGUUGGGUUCUGAGCUACACUGAUUUUUUUUUUCAGCAAUAUAAUUGUCUGACUUUGUUUUCUGAUUUGUUUACAUUCUCUAAAAAAUAAACAUUGAUAAAUCAGUUGAGUAAAA
Messenger RNA from Nothobranchius furzeri (turquoise killifish), 2774 nucleotides. RefSeq names its product ubinuclein-1. NCBI's taxonomy places the organism in Eukaryota, Metazoa, Chordata, Actinopteri, Cyprinodontiformes, Nothobranchiidae. Gene Ontology annotation, biological process: chromatin organization. Gene Ontology annotation, cellular component: nucleus. The record is from RefSeq and is a predicted model, not a curated record.